Spodoptera frugiperda (fall armyworm) is the source of this 1346-nucleotide messenger RNA. RefSeq lists its product as uncharacterized. Gene Ontology annotation, biological process: proteolysis. Lineage: Eukaryota; Metazoa; Arthropoda; Insecta; Lepidoptera; Noctuidae. The record is from RefSeq and is a predicted model, not a curated record. The coding region runs from base 90 to 1271 and encodes 393 amino acids. The transcript has 8 exons. Gene Ontology annotation, molecular function: serine-type endopeptidase activity.
AAUACUAUUAUUCUCCGCUUGGUUUCACAUCGUUAAUAACGUUAAGAGAUUUUGUAGAGUUAUUGCUAUUUCGUUUAGGAGAAAAAGUCAUGUUGAACAUAUUUUAUACUUGUUUCUUCAUUUGUAUUGCCUCCUUCAGAGUUAACCUGUGUGACAGAAGAAUAACCAAUGGGAAAGUCGUUGAAACUGGGAAGAAUUAUAUGGUAUACCUGGUCAAUUCGCAAUACUCAGCAAAUCAACCAGACUCGUGGCUAUGCGGAGGGGUAAUAAUAUCACCGACUCAAAUACUGACGGCAGCAGCGUGUUUGACUGAAGUAACUCACAUCUAUGCUAUAGCUGGGUACAAGAAGUAUGUCAGUGGAAAUAACAUUGACAAAGACGAAUGCACUCGGACGAGAAAGCAAAGAAUCGUUAAGGUUAUUGUUUAUAAAGAUUACAACGCCACAUUAUGGGUCAAAUUCGACAUUGGAAUAGGAAUAGUGGAGAAACCAUAUAACUUCUUUGAUACAAGUUACCGCACUGUAUGCUCUUAUGAACCUCAAGCUAUAUCAAUCAACUAUGACAUUGAAGUAGAGACAGCCAACUCUUUUGGUUUAGUUCUAGGCUGGGGUGCGGCUAAACCUAAAGGACCAGAAAUAAAUAGCGAUACGAAUUCCGUAUAUCUAAUGGAAGCAUACACAGUUUUGACGAACAAAUCAUUAUGUCGGAAUCAAAUUCCAGCUUCACUGGAAUAUUACUUCUUGUGUACACAAAGGUUACCAGAGCGACCCAAGCAACGGACCGGCGCUGCUGUAACUACCCAAAAUUCUGUGACUCCUGAUAAAUGUGAUUAUACUAAUUUCAAUUUGAGUCUUGCUGUUGAGUGUUUAGAAAUGGUUGAAGUAUCGUUCAAUCGAAAAGCAAACGAAUAUCAGGCAACAUAUACAGCGAAGUUGAAUGAAACUCAAUUGAACCAUUUGAAAGAGAAUCAAACGGCCAUUAGAAAAGACAUAAUACAGGUGUCGCAGUUAGGAGGAAUAUGUCAGAAUGACCACGGUGGACCUUUGAUAACCACUACAGGCGACAAAGAAAUGGUUAUGGGUAUUGCACUAAACAGCGUUUAUAACCAAGCAUAUCAAUGUAUGGGACCCUACUUAUUUCUAAGCACAGCCCGAUCUAGUGUAUUAUUGAAGUGUUUACUGUCUUCUGAUGAAGAAACACGUCAAGUAUGUAAAUCUAUGAAGUACGAAAUCAAGGAACAUGAUGUUAUUUGGCCAAAUACAAAUAUUUAAAAGACAUGGACUGAUAGGAAAGGUACGAUUUAUUGAAAUAAUUAUAUUAUAACCACUUUUUUUUGAGAUGAUCUC